AUGGCAUUCGGUAGCAGCAAUAGCUCGAUUUCACCUUCGACAACCUCGUCCACUGCAAAAGAAACAACACCUGUUCAAGUGGCACUACGCGUACGUCCACUCACAUCUCAAGAUCGUGCGCAGCCUCGAUUCUCUCAAUCCACCGAUUCCGAUGUCAUUAAAACCUUCGACACCACCGUCAAUGUCGUUCCACACCAAAAGGCAUUCACAUUUGACCAUGUGUUUGGCACCAACAGCACACAAGAACAAGUGUUUUCGAGCGUUGCGUCUAAACUAGUAGACCGGUUUAUUGACGGUUACAAUGUCACCAUCCUGGCCUAUGGUCAAACAUCUUCCGGAAAGACAUAUACUAUGGGUACAGAAGUUAGUGACCAUCCACAUCCUGAUCAUCAAGGCAUUAUCCCGCGUGCCAUGGCUGCACUAUUCCAGGAAUUGUAUUCCGAUCCGACAUCGCCGUCAUCAUCCACCUCACGUGCAUCAUCACCACUCUCAUCAUCCACACCCAAAAUCAGCAAACGACAUAGUAGCAGUGCCGUCAAUAGCAAUUUGAAAGCACCAAGUCGAUUGAUGCGGCCUUCAUCCAUGCUAACUCCGCCUAGCAACUUGAGUCGACGUGCCUCUUUUUCGGUUGAACAGCAACAACAACAACAACGACAGCAACCUGCCAAUCGAAGAUUUAGUGUCAAAGUAUCCUUUGUGGAAAUCUACAAUGAGGACCUUGUGGAUCUUUUGAAUCCAGCACCUGCAGAUGAACGACCACCUGUGACAAUUCGGGAAGAUACCAAAGGGCAAAUUUAUUGGACCGGUGUUAAGGAGGUACCUGUCGACAGUACAGAGGAUGUACUAAGGUAUCUGCAAAUGGGAACACAAAAUCGUGCGACUGGAUCCACCGACAUGAAUGCCAAAUCAUCUCGAUCACAUGCCAUCUUUUCAGUAACAUUGCGUCAAGAAAAAUGGAUUGUCACUCCCAAAGCAUCCGUAUCCACAAUGUCAACGAGUCAACAAAGACCACCCACACCUACAUCAUCUCGAUCAUCCAUGAUGCUUGGAAGACGUAGUAGUGGCGUCAAUGUCAAAGCGAUGGUUCAAGAAUUACAACAUCACCCCAACAAUAGCAACAAUGAUGAUGGCAAAUGGGUCGUUAGCCAUUCAAAGUUUCAUUUUGUCGAUUUGGCUGGAUCUGAACGAUUGAAACGCACAGCUGCUGAAGGGGAUCGACGUAAAGAAGGCAUCAAUAUCAAUGCAGGAUUGUUAGCUUUGGGAAAUGUCAUUUCGGCAUUGGCUGAUAGUACCACCAACAAACGUCCAGCCCAUAUCCCUUAUCGUGAUUCAAAGUUGACACGUUUAUUGCAAGACUCAUUGGGUGGCAAUGCUACAACAUUGAUGAUUGCAUGUAUCAGUCCCGCCGAGAUCAACCUUGUGGAAACGGUGAAUACCAUCAAAUACGCACAUCGAGCUCGCAAUAUCAAGAAUCGUGUUGAACGCAAUGAGGCUGAGGAAUGGCUCACCAAUGACAACCCUGAGUUCUUACGUGGCAUCAUUAGCAAGCUUAAGGGUGAGGUGCGUAACCUAAAGUCAUCAUCAUCGACAUCCACAGCCAACAGCAGCAAUAGCACACCCACAUUUUCAAAGUCAACGGAUAGCAGCACUAUCAUGACUCCCACAUUAUCAUCAUCAGCUACUACACAACUCACGGUGCCUGAAGUCGAUCCUGUUACUACGCCAAGUGAGCAGCAGCAACAAUUGGUGACCGAUUUACGUAAGCAGAUUGGAGAUUUGCAAGUUGCUUUGCAUAAGCAAAAGGAUUUGGAUUUCCAGCACCUUGUUGAGCCUGUCAUUGAAGAAUAUGAAAAGUCCGUAUCAUCACUCGAAUCACAGCUUGCUAUGGCACGUGCUGCACUUGCUACUCAAGAUCAAGCAUUGGCUGAUCAACAACAAAGACUCACUGAACUUGAUGCCAUGCGACAAUCCGCCGUGGAUAAGCUCAAGCAACAUGAACAACAACAGCAGCAGGUGCAUGUUUAUGAAGAACAAUUGCAAUCAUGCCGACAACAAGCACAAAAGCUCGAAGACCAAGCACGUGGUUACGAAGACAAGAUACGGGAUUAUGAGCAACAGCUUCAAAUGGCUGAGGAGCAAAAGGCAAAAUGUGCAAAAGAAGUUGAAGCAUGUGAGGCACAGCUACGUGAUGUCAAAGAAGAAGCAACGCGACAACAAAAUGAGAAGGCUCAAUGGUACGAGCAACAAGUGCAUGAAUAUGAGCAGCAAUUGCAGAUGUUUCGGAAUCAGCAAGGAGAGAAUGAUUUAAAGAACGAUGAUGAUGAGGCACUUCUUGGUCAACUCAAGCAACAGAUUGAUGAGUACGAGAGAAAGAUGGCUGAAUAUCGAGCAAAGAUUGCAAAGUGUGAGCAACAAUUGAAUGAGUCUUUGGUACAUGCAUCCAAGUUCGAGGUGGAAUCAAUACAAUUGGGUGACAAGUUGCGACAAAUGGAGGAUCAACGUGCUGAGCUGCAACAAGCAUCAAAGAGUUACGAAUCACAAGCGAAUGCAUUACAGCUGCAGCUAACAGCCACCCAGGAGCAGCUGCAGCAUGCUGACCAGCAACUGCAAGCCCAAAGUGAGCGCUAUCAGCACGAGACUCACCAAUGGCAACAAAAAGUCAACGACCUUGCACGUCAACUUGAAGAAAUCACUGCUUUACGUGAUGAUGCUGUUAGCAUACGUGAUACUCAGGCACAAGAAAUAGCUCGGCUUGAAACAUGCUUACGUGAAGAGUUGCAACAGCGUGAUGCCCGUCAUGCCGAUAUUAUGAACCAUCAACGUAAGGUCCAUCGUCAACGUCUGGACGAACUUGAAUCAGCUCAUCGUGACGCAAAGACAUUGCAACUUGUUCAGCACAAGCAAGAAGUUAUUAUCCAUGCACUCGAAUCAAAGGUGGAUGCCUUGGAACAACUUGUCGCCAACUUGCAAAAGCAACUCGAUGACCGUGAUCAGCAAAUUGCCCAAUUCACUCAUGUUGUACAACACGUGCUUGAUGAGGUUCAUACCGUUGGAUCAGAACGUGAAGAUCUCGAGCGAUUGGCUGCUAGUCUUGGAGAUAGUAUUCAUGAUCACAAUAUUGAAGCUGACAAAACACUUGCUGCUGUGAAGGAGCUGGAAGUGCAACAUCGGCGAGAGGAUGUCAAAGAAGAAGAAGAUGAGGAGGAAGAUGGAUUGGAAAUACGGAUAUUGGAACUUGAACAGCAAAGUGAAUCAGCUAUCAAAAAGAUUCAAGCACUCGAGUGUGCAAAGCAACAAUUGGAGAAUGAACUUGAAAAGGCGAGGAAGCUUAAUAUGGAUCAAGAGAAUAUUAUUGCAUCUUUGGAAACGUCACUACAAGCUAUGCAAACUCGUUUGGAGGAAGCUGUUGCAAGCCAUACACAGAAAUCUGAAUUGAUCCAAUCACUUCAAGAGCAGCUCAAUCAACGUCGAAGAUUAACCAUCGACACGCGCAUGAACCGAGAUAGUGGGUUGCCUGAUGAGCAUCGGUUGUCAGCUGAUAGCAUUGCCAGCAAAAAGAAGAGUAUCACUGCUAUCGAUUCCAAAUCAUCAUUACCACCACCUCCAGCAUCGCCAUCAUCAUCAAGGAGAAGUCAUAGUAGCUGUAGUGGUCGCAGCAGCAGCAGCAGCAGCAGUGAAGAAGAUGAAGAGGAUUUGGCAGUAACGCCUCCUGACAAUGGAUCUGAGUUGAGCAGUCUAGACAAGCUACAAGAUCGUUAUCGGCGUAAGCUUACAAGUGCGGAAGGACAAGAGGAGUUGCUUGGCAAGCUGAUGCAGUUGAUGGAGGAGAAUUCCCAAUUGUCGGUGCAAGUGAAUGAGCUCGAGGCACAAAUGAUUUUGCAGCACAACCAGUUGACCCUUGAGAGCAAGAAUCUAGAACUUAAGGUGAUGAAGCUUGCAGCAGCCAAUGAGCGAUUAGAAAAAGAGGUAGAACAAGCCAUGAUUAUACCCCGCAGCACAAGCAGCACAAGUAGCAGCAACAUCAUCAACAACAACGCAACUGCCACCAAUCGAGAUUCCAUCCUCUUUAGUACUUCGCCGCCACAAACGCCACGUUCACCACCCAACACAUUACAUCAAAAGCUGCAACGCGACUGGUCAUUAUUUAGCUUGAAGAAAUCGGGAUCUUUGAGAUCGAUUCUCGACCAACCAUCAUCAUCACCCAGUUCACCCUCAUCAUCAUCACCCGAUGAAGUCAUGCUUGUUUCGCCUACAACUACAAACACCGCCAAACGAGGAUCGGCACCAUCAACAAUGACAGCGAUCCGAGAACAGCAACAACGUGUCUCGAACACCACUACUACCACUACGGAUGCAGGAUCACCUCCGCCAUCGGCUCCCCCUUCGAACCCAUUACCACCGGUCCCAUCACCAGCUCGUUCGGUCUCGACACCUUUAUUACAACGACAAACAUCCAGUGGAUCAACAGCCAUCAGUGAUUUAUUCAACAACGGUGGCCAUUUUACUUCGGAGCAAUAUGAAAAGAUCAUUCGAUCCUUACAGCGUAAAAUGAAUGUGGCCGACGAAGACGUGCGUGCUCAUCAACAAGUUAUCGGCAAACUCGAAACACAGCUAUCACGUUCAGAGAAUGCUGUGCGUAGCAUCAAACGACAACUUGAUACGCUCAACCAAGAAAAGCAAACCUACAUUCUCGAGCUUGAACAUUUACGAUCACAACAAAAUGGUUGGCAUGAAGAAGAAAGUGUUGAGAGAAACAGGCUGCUUGAGGAAUUGGAAAAUGAACGCAUGCUUAAGGAUAAAGCAGAACGUGCACGCACCAUCCUGGAACACCGCAUGGAGAAGCUCAUGUGCAAACGCAACAAGUUUAUGUGUUUCUAG
This is a messenger RNA of Lichtheimia ornata, 4878 nucleotides long. RefSeq lists its product as uncharacterized. Bases 1 to 4878 code for a protein of 1625 amino acids. Gene Ontology annotation, molecular function: microtubule binding; microtubule motor activity; ATP binding. Gene Ontology annotation, biological process: microtubule-based movement; mitotic spindle organization. The transcript is spliced from 6 exons. Lineage: Eukaryota; Fungi; Mucoromycota; Mucoromycetes; Mucorales; Lichtheimiaceae. The record is from RefSeq and is a predicted model, not a curated record.